AUGUCAUCAGCAUCAGCAUCCGGCGCGGAUGCAAAAAAUGGAGCGUCGGCAAGAUCCAGAGAGCAUAAACAGGGCAACCAAGAACGCAAGUACACACCUGAUCAGAAGGCUGCGGUGAUUCGAGUACGAAAAUGCUCAGCCACAGCGUUCUACGAGAUUUUGGCGAUAGAGAGGACUGCGACAGAAUCAGAGAUUAAGAAGGCGUAUCGGAAGCUCAGUCUUUUAACGCACCCGGAUAAAAACGGGUAUGAUGGUGCAGAUGAAGCUUUCAAGAUGGUGUCGCGCGCUUUCCAAAUACUCUCCGAUCCGGAUAAGAAAUCCAAGUACGAUAAGUUCGGGGGGGAUCCAGAGAAUAGAUUUUCUGGAGCGUCGGCAUCAGGUUCCUCGCCUUUUAGUGGCUUUGGUGGCUUUCCUCAGGGGCGACCGAUGUACGACGAUGAGAUAUCGCCUGAAGAGCUGUUCAACCGGUUCUUUGGAGGCGGUGGGUUCGGCGGCGGUUUUGGAGGGGGCGGCUUUGGACCUUUCGGGGGAGGCAUGUUCGAUGCCGGUCCAUCAUUCGUGUUCAACAUGGGCGGUGGGCCAGGAAUCCGUGUACAUCAAUUUGGAGGCGCACGGCCGCGAAGGAGACCGCGCGACGCGAACCAGCAAUCCGAGGGAGCUUCUCCAGGCGGAUUUUCCCUGUCACAGUUCCUUCCCCUCAUACUACUAUUCCUAUUCCCGCUCAUCUCCUCUUUAUUCUCGAGUUCGACUCCUUCCGGCCCUUCUUUCCGCUUCGACACCGCUUCGCCACCACAUACUCUACAUAGAACGACUCCGAAAUUAAAAAUAAAUUACUACCUUAAUCCGACAGAAGUUGAAGACUAUAGUUCACGUAAACUACGACAGCUCGAUCAGAAGGUGGAAGUAAACUACGUGUCGAAUCUACGGUACGAAUGUGAGAACGAAGUCCGCACGAGGGACCGCAUGGUACAAGACGCACAAGGCUGGUUCUUCCCGGAUGUAGAGAAGAUGAAAAAAGCCCGGCAACUAGAGCUACGGAGCUGUAAGAAGCUCGAGUCUUUGAAUUUUUGA
This is a messenger RNA of Uncinocarpus reesii 1704, 1071 nucleotides long. RefSeq lists its product as uncharacterized. The transcript is spliced from 3 exons. Bases 1 to 1071 code for a protein of 356 amino acids. Gene Ontology annotation, biological process: cellular response to misfolded protein. The record is from RefSeq and is a predicted model, not a curated record. Lineage: Eukaryota; Fungi; Ascomycota; Eurotiomycetes; Onygenales; Onygenaceae. Gene Ontology annotation, cellular component: endoplasmic reticulum membrane. Gene Ontology annotation, molecular function: Hsp70 protein binding.